AUGGGGCCUCGGACUUCAUAUCUCUCAAUUUCUUUUACACAGGAUGCACAACUGCAUUUGGAUGAUGCUGUCAGAAGCCAAGAUGACCUAAAAGAGCAGGUGGCCAUGAUUGAGCGUAGAGCUAAUCUGAUGCAGGCUGAGAUUGAGGAGCUCCGGGCAGCUCUGGAACAGACAGAAAGAGGCAGGAAGAUAGCUGAACAAGAGCUUCUGGAUGCCAGUGAACGUGUGCAACUCCUCCACACGCAGAACACCAGUUUGAUCAAUACCAAGAAGAAGCUGGAAACAGACAUUUCUCAAAUCCAGAGUGAAGUGGAAGAGACUAUUCAAGAAGCACGCAAUGCAGAAGAGAAAGCCAAGAAGGCUAUCACUGAUGCAGCCAUGAUGGCAGAGGAGCUGAAGAAGGAGCAAGACACCAGUGCCCAUCUGGAGAGGAUGAAGAAGAACCUGGACCAGACUGUGAAGGACCUGCAGCACCGGCUGGAUGAAGCAGAGCAGCUGGCAAUGAAGGGUGGCAAGAAGCAGCUCCAGAAACUGGAGCACAGGGUGCGUGAGUUGGAAGCUGAAGUUGAGAACGAGCAGAAGCGCGGUGCUGAUGCUAUCAAGGGUGUUCGUAAAUAUGAGAGGCGUGUAAAGGAGCUGUCCUACCAGUCUGAGGAAGAUCGGAAGAAUGUUCUGAGGCUUCAGGAUCUGGUUGACAAACUGCAGAUGAAAGUGAAAGCAUAUAAGAGACAAUCUGAAGAAGCUGAGGAACAAUCCAAUCUCAACCUUUCCAAGUUCCGCAAGAUUCAGCAUGAGCUUGAAGAGGCUGAAGAAAGGGCUGACAUUGCAGAGUCCCAGGUCAACAAACUGCGGGUGAAGACCCGUGAUACUGGAAAGCAGGUCAAAAGUGAAGAAUAA
Molecule: messenger RNA, 897 nt
Organism: Elgaria multicarinata webbii
Lineage: Eukaryota; Metazoa; Chordata; Lepidosauria; Squamata; Anguidae
Product: myosin-8
Exons: 6
Coding region: 1-897 (298 amino acids)
Cellular component (GO): bicellular tight junction; myosin complex
Source: RefSeq, a predicted model, not a curated record